Molecule: messenger RNA, 449 nt
Organism: Pogonomyrmex barbatus (red harvester ant)
Lineage: Eukaryota; Metazoa; Arthropoda; Insecta; Hymenoptera; Formicidae
Source: RefSeq, a predicted model, not a curated record
AUGCUUAAUUUUAUAAUUACUAGUAAAUUCUUGGAACUCGCUCGAAGUGAACGCCGUUCCUCUAUUUAUAGUUUCUUUUGGAUUACCGAAUGUCGCGAAUAUACUUUUCAGGCAAACAAGUACUUCACGCGUCGUAGAUUUAACUGCGCUAAGUCAGGCGUCGGCGCAGGGUACAGGGAAGUCUUCCCUUCGAAACGGCUCAUGGAAUCAUUUGCCAUCAUGCAGAGUCUUCUCAACACUCAUAUGAGCCAUCUCAUCGUGAUGAACUCGUAUGAUGUUGGAAAUCAUGAACUCUGGUACAACGAAUCAAUCAGCCAAUUGACGCAGCUCGAGCUUUCUUUCCACGGGGCGUUCAUCUACAUAACCGGUGGACCGAUUAAAAGCAUCUACAUGUUGCAUCUUGUUUUCUAGUCUAUGUACUACUUUAAAUCAAUUAACUGAAAUCUGAA